AUGCCUGGCCCCGAUGUCCUCACCAUUCCCCCGGCCAAGCUCAUCAGCAGCACCUCCCAUGUCCUUCCCGGCCAGCUGAGCGUCACCGAGUUGUUCUUCCAGGUGCCCCUCGACUACACAGACCUUGAGGGACCCUCCAUCACGCUCUUUGCCCGCCGCGUUCGCAAGCACGAGGCUCCCAUCUUCCCACCCGAGGAUGACGAGGACGACACCACUGCUGGUGAUGCGCCAAAGCCUUACAUGGUCUAUCUCGAGGGGGGACCUGGCUUUGGCAACCGAGAACCUCAGGACCAUCCUCUCACCCGCCCCGCCCUCGCAAAGGGGUAUCAGGUCCUCUUGCUUGACCACCGUGGCGUCGGGUUGAGCACCCCGGUGAGUGCCGAGAUGCUCAAACUCGUGCCUGGCGGCCUCGAGGGCCGGGCGCGGUAUCUCGGCCUCAUGCGUCAGGACAACACGGUUCGUGAUUGUGAGGCCGUCCGUAAGUGUCUGACCGCCUCAUGGUCGGCGCCGAAGCAGCCCUGGUCCAUCUUUGGACAGUCGUACGGAGGCUUCGUCGCACUGUCUUACCUCUCCAUGCAUCCGGAGGGCCUUAGGGAGGUCUUCCUCACUGGUGGUCUUGCUCCUGUUGGCAAGAGCCCUGAUCAGGUCUAUGAGGCGACGUUCCGACGAGUGGUGGAGCGUAAUGAGCAGUAUUAUGCUAAAUUCCCCGAGGACGUCGAAGCCGUUCGUCAGAUCGCCAAAUACAUCGAGAGUAAAGAUGGAGGCGUUCCUCUACCCUCUGGUGGCUCACUCACUGUUCCUCGCCUCUUGACAAUGGGUCUUGCCUUUGGCGGCCAUGGGGGUUUUGACAACGUCCAUUCGGCUAUUUUGCACCUCAAGUCCUCUCUUGAUCAGUUCGGAUUCUUUACAAGGGCAUCCCUGGUGCCACUAGAGGGCUGGAAUCCCUUCGACACCAACAUCAUCUACGCCAUCAUCCACGAGGCCAUCUAUUGCGACGGUCCCGGCUCGGCUUCUCGCUGGUCGGCUCACCGUGUCGGCAAGACCCUUGAAUCGUUCCCCUGGCUUGACCCAGACUUCUCUUCUGCCUCGACAACCGGCCCGCUGUACUUUUCGGGCGAGAUGAUCUUCCCAUUCUUCUUUGAGACAUACCCGGAGCUGCAAGCCCUGCGCGAGGAGGCUGAGCUGUUGGCGAACCGUGACGACUGGCCUGCGCUAUACGACCAGGAGAAACUCCGCCAGAACAAGGUCCCCGUCUAUGCCGCAUCCUAUGUCGAGGAUAUGUACGUCGACUACGAUUUCGCUCGAGACGUGGCCAAGCUGGUCAAGGCCAAGACGUUCGAGACAAACGUCAUGUACCACUCUGCCCUGAGAGCCAAGGCAGAGGAGGUCCUGCAACAACUGUUUAGCCUGAGGGACGACGUCCUCGACUAG
Fusarium keratoplasticum is the source of this 1431-nucleotide messenger RNA. Its product is annotated as AB hydrolase-1 domain-containing protein. Gene Ontology annotation, molecular function: peptidase activity. Gene Ontology annotation, biological process: proteolysis. The transcript has a single exon. The record is from RefSeq and is a predicted model, not a curated record. The coding region runs from base 1 to 1431 and encodes 476 amino acids. Lineage: Eukaryota; Fungi; Ascomycota; Sordariomycetes; Hypocreales; Nectriaceae.